Messenger RNA from Pungitius pungitius (ninespine stickleback), 2085 nucleotides. RefSeq names its product galectin-3-binding protein B-like. The record is from RefSeq and is a predicted model, not a curated record. The transcript is spliced from 6 exons. NCBI's taxonomy places the organism in Eukaryota, Metazoa, Chordata, Actinopteri, Perciformes, Gasterosteidae. Gene Ontology annotation, cellular component: membrane. The coding region runs from base 175 to 1938 and encodes 587 amino acids.
GCUUUAGUGUGAAACGAAACUUUGGGAAAGCAGCGGGAAUGGAGAAGUGAACCCUGUCUUCAGCCAGACUUUAAAAGGAGAGACAUUUGUGCCUGACUUGACUUCAAUAGAGAAGCACAUUUCUGGACGACAUCACUUUGUAACCACUGAGGAGAAGACAUUGCGGUACUGAAAAUGCUUGUACAUCGAAAACUUCUUACUCUGUGGCUUCUGCUACUUCUCCAUGUGUCUGGAAGUGCAGCAAGAUUUAACCUCUUUGGCCACAAAAAGAACCCCGUGCCGCAGGAAGGUGACGUGAGGCUGUUUGGCGGCGGUGUCGCCGACGGCCGCGUGGAGAUCUACCACGAGGGACAGUGGGGAACGGUGUGUGACGACGACUGGGACCUGGCCGAGGCCCAGGUGGUCUGUCGUCAGCUCCGCUUCCCUGGAGCUCACUCUGUGGUCAUUGGGAAGGACUACAGUAAAGCGCCCGGACCUAUUUGGCUGGAUGAUCUCAAAUGUCAAGGCACAGAGAACUACCUUUCCACGUGCACUUUCAAAAGCUGGGGGACGAGUGACUGCAGCCACAAAGAGGACGUUGGAGUCAUUUGUGAAACGAGCGGCUCCAAUGUGACCGGCCGUGAUUCGUCGUACUCGCUGGACCACAGCAUCAGUCUGUCUGACGAGCGCGGCCAGAUCUUUGACAGCGGGAGCGGCUGUGACUUCUCCAUCACGGUCAUGAGUGCGACUGGAAACACAGAGGAAGACGGCACGCCAGAGAUGGCCGGAUCAACGGUUUGUGCCCACAAAGCGAUCCUCUCCCAAUUCCCUCUCUUCAAUGCCUCGGAGGGGAUCAGCGGCAUCACAGUCGACAUCGGCCAGGCCUGCCAGCAGAACUUCUCCUCCUUCAUCAGGUACAUUUACACCCGCAAGGUGGAAGUGACCUUCUCCUCAGUGCAGUGCCUCCACUGGCUGGCUUCUAAGUUCGGGGUGAAGCAGCUGAUGGAGGACACAGGCCGUCUGUUCUCUCAAAUCCUCCCAGAAGACGCCACGUUCCACACGCAGGUGUCCCUUUACGAAUAUGCAGCGGAGACGGGGGACUUGGUCCUGCAGGAGAACUGUAUUCAGUAUCUGGCCUGGAACUACCAAAAUCUGACAAGUUCCCCGGCUUGGACUCAACUCUCCGUCGAGCUCCUCGGAGCCCUUCUACUGCGCUCCGACCUGGUGGUGCCAGAUGAAUAUUUCCUGCUUUGGAAUGUGGAGAGCUGGAUCAGAGAGAAGGGCGACUCCAUCAGUUCGGAAACCCAGGUCGACUUGUUGAAACGCAUCCGUUUCCCCAUGAUCCCCGCCGAGGCACUCAAUGACCUGGAGUCCAACUCUUCCCUCUACGCCACUCACGAGGCUAUGUAUCGGGAGAACCUCUUGAAAGCCUUACAGUUUAAUGUUCUGCUCUUCGGCAAUCUGGUAUCCAACCCAAAGUUCGACAAAGACAGCGACGAUUACCGCCCGAGGAUCUACACGGCCGAGCCGUGGAGCACCGCUAUGAAUCGCACCCAAAACCGCCAGAUGCAUUACAAUCAAUACAAUCAAUACAAUCAAUACUAUCAAUACUAUCCUUCCUCCAGGGUUAUCAACACACCUGUCCACAACAGCCUGAUCUUCAAGAACAACAAGAUCCAGUGGGAAGCAAAUGUCUUCAACAACCAACAGGAAUGUUCAAACCGAGGCGUGAGAUGUGAGUCGUUCCCUUCAGCGCGGCUGGCGCCUCAAAACAGUCUGAGUGAAUGGCGCCACAUCCUCUUUCGUAAUCGCCUCCUGCUGAUGUGUCAAGGCACGUACAUCUUUCAGGUGCAGGACUUCAAGAACCACAUGGCUGUGAAUGGGAGCCUGGCUCCUGCUUAUCCCUGUCCCGAUGACCAGUACACCUACCAGUUUGUGGUCAGACCGGAGUAUGUCUGAUCCAAAAGCUGAGCCGGGCUCAAUACAUUCUGAUUCUUUUGUCUUUUCUUCAUAAAUCUUGAUUCUCCUGGCUGUGAUCUGAUUUGUAUCAAUUUUCAUUGACUGCUUUUUUAUUUUUAACAGCAAAUAAAUAAAUCAACAUCUUAA